Suillus fuscotomentosus is the source of this 1623-nucleotide messenger RNA. RefSeq lists its product as uncharacterized. Lineage: Eukaryota; Fungi; Basidiomycota; Agaricomycetes; Boletales; Suillaceae. The coding region runs from base 1 to 1623 and encodes 540 amino acids. The transcript is spliced from 7 exons. The record is from RefSeq and is a predicted model, not a curated record.
AUGUAUCCUGGACAUGGACAGCGACAGCCUAGUAGGGCUCCCAAUGACCCGCAAAACCAGUUUAAUCCAGCGAUACACCAUGGAACUGAGCCGGAGCCUUACAGUAACCAGUUCAAUCCUGGAGAUUCCUCCCUCAGCCUUCCGAACCAUGGCUUGCCCCGGCGUGACGAAUUUUUUAGUGCUGGGAUGGGGGGACAACAGGAUGGACCUGUUACACAAACCCCUGCGCCUGGAUCCUUUCAGCGGCACCUGCAGGAUGCUCCACUGUAUCCCUACCGAGCUGCAGUGACUCCGCAUGCUCGUCAAAUGGGACAUCAUAGCGGCACACCUCAUAACAAUCUUGAUACCCCCGUAGAUCACUCGUCCUUGAAUUCAACUGUAGCUCGUCUUGUAUCUGAAGUGCAAAACCUGAAGGACGUCACUCAGAACCUGCUGUUUUCCAAUAAUGAGCUUCAGCAAUCGAACGACUCACUCAAGGCACGCAUUCAGGUAAAUGAAGAAGCCGUCGAGGAGAUCUUGAAGACCAACAGCAACAGGAAAAAAGUUGGCAACAGAAACGUAUCGAAUUCACAUGCAGCCUUGAAACCAAUAAUCCACCCUUACUUUUUUGAACUUUGUGAUAUUGAUCCGUGCCUCAGCAAAUCAAAGCGCAUAAAGCUGUUGGGAGCUGUCAAACCUUUGGGUAAUGGGGAACCUCACGAGGCAGUAUCUACCAAGAUAGUUUGGCACCUGAACUGGCUUGGUAACGUUGAUGAUGAUGUCAAUGCACUGUACAUCAAGGAGAUCGUCAACCUGGUAUGGGAAAAUGAGAAGGCGCGCCGCGAGAAUCCUAACGCCAAGCAUGAGAUCGCUAAUGAAGACUAUGACCUCACUAUCAUCACCGAGUGCGUGAAAACGUACUUUCGAAACAUUCAUAAGCAAGCAAGCGACCAGGUCAACGACGAUAAGGCAGCCAAAGCUCUGGAACGCAAAGAUAGAUUGCGACAGCGUUCACGUCGUCAAGCAAUCACAAAAUCACGCUGUCAAGCUGCGUUGAUCUAUGAGACUCAAUCAGGGAACAAAGGAGCCGUUGCGAUGAUAGAUACUGACUUUGCUUCUGACAUCCUUUCCUAUGAUUCUGAGGGGGAUCUUUCUGCAGACACACUAUCCAGGUGGGAGAGAGCGAAGCUUGCGAAACUGGCAUUUUAUGUAGAAGGUUCAAAAUGGCGAUCUGUUGAUUAUGUUGCCUUUCUCCGCUGGUUGUCUUUGCGCAAUAUGCAGAAGAACGAGGAGCACAACGAGCCUGAUACGGACGCAGCAGAUGACACCACUCGGCCACCAGCUAACAAGCAUCGCAGAACAGAUGCGCAGAAGCAUCGCAAGAAAGUCUUUGACUUAGCGCCAGCAAAGAUGAAUGACAACAAGCCAAAGUCACAUAAGAAAAAUGUACCAUUCAAAUCUAUGGUAUCUGCAGUCUGGGCUCGUGAUCACGCCGAUGAUACAUUUCUUGAUGGUACUGAAUGGCUGACGGGCUUUUACAAGAACAUAGGCCAGGGUGUAUUGAUAAAAGAAGACGAGGAGUACUUGGGAGAACUUCAGAAGUGGCACGACGAAGAGAUGGAUGCUGAUGAGAUGGUGGUUUGA